AUGGCCAAGCCUAGCAUACCACGCUACACCAACGAGUCUCUGCCCGAAGUACUGGCCCCAGACCCCCAAGAUGAGAAAGGAGACCACAUAACCGACAACAAAUUCGCCUUCACUCCCGGCCAGUUGAAUAAGCUCCUGAAUCCGAAAUCGCUCGAUGCUUUCCAUGCUGUGGGAGGCCUCCACGGCCUAGAGUACGGGCUGCAAACCGAUUUAACGGCGGGAUUAUCAGCGGAUGAGACUACACUGCUGGGUUAUGCCACCUUUGCGCAGGUCCACGAAAUUGGUGGAUCAAACAAGAAGGGCUUUCCAGAAUAUUUCACAGGCGCUUCUGUGUCCCUACCGCGGGCGCCGUCACCGCCGUUCUCAGAUAGAAGACGGGUAUUUGGGCGUAACGUCGUCCCCGCCGCCAGAAGAAAGAGUUUCCUGAGACUCCUUUGGGAUGCCUACAACGACAAAAUCCUGAUUCUCCUGACCAUUGCAGCUGUCGUGUCGUUGUCCCUUGGCAUAUAUGAAGCAGUGAGUGGGCAGUCUCAGGUAGACUGGAUUGAGGGGGUUGCCGUGUGCAUUGCUAUCGUGAUAGUAGUUGGGGCCACGGCAGGGAAUGACUGGCAGAAAGCGAAACAGUUUGCGAAGUUGAACAGACGGAAAUCCGAUCGCCAAGUGAAAGUGGUACGCUCCGGGAAGACCGACCUGGUGCACAUCAGCGAAUUAACCGUGGGGGACGUUGUGCAUCUGGAGGCUGGGGACUCUGCUCCCUGCGACGGCGUGGUUAUAACAAACCAUGGAAUCAAGUGCGACGAAUCGUCAACAACCGGCGAGUCGGACCAGGUUGAGAAAGUCAGUGGGACUGAAGCGUGGGAUAGUCUCAGCAGUGGCGGACCGUCGGAGGAGCUGGACCCUUUUAUUAUAUCCGGCAGCAAGGUCCUCGAGGGACUGGGCACAUACCUGGUCACCAGCGUCGGAACCCAUUCAACGUAUGGCAAAAUAUUAAGCGCCUUGGGAAGCGACUCUGAGCCCACCCCGCUGCAAGUAAAGCUGGGUCGGCUGGCAAACUGGAUAGGAUGGUUUGGAUUGAGGCCAGACGCUGAUACAAAGGGAACCAGCGCGGCUCUGCUGUUAUUCGCCGUCCUCUUCAUCCGCUUUUUGGUACAGCUCCAAGGAAAUGACGCCACGCCUGCGGAGAAAGGCCAGGAAUUCAUGGACAUCUUAAUCGUAGCAGUCACAGUCAUCGUUGUUGCAAUACCUGAGGGCCUCCCACUUGCCGUGACGUUAGCAUUAGCAUUUGCAACGGCUCGGAUGCUGAAGGAGAACAACCUCGUACGGCUGCUUCGGGCUUGCGAGACAAUGGGAAACGCUACUGUUAUAUGCUCGGAUAAGACAGGAACGCUGACAGAGAACAAGAUGACCGUAGUGGCCGGCUUGUUCGGCACUCAUGAGCUGUUUGGGGAGCGGCCCGCCAGUCCCCUUCCACACAGAGAUACAGCCACCGUUGCGGAAACUUUGCAGAAGUUAACAGGGGCCUUUACGGAACUUCUUCGCGCAAGUGUCAUUCGCAACUCUACUGCAUUUGAGGUUCAAAAUGAGGAUGGAAUGGCUUUCAGUGGAAACAAGACGGAGGUAGCUCUCCUUCAGUUCGCGAAGAGACACCUUGGAAUGACAAGCCUCGCCCAAGAGCAAGCAAACAUGCAGUUAGUCCAUGUGUACCCUUUUGAUUCUGCUCGCAAAGCUAUGGCGGUGGUGUAUAGGACUCCCACUGGGUAUCGGUUGCUGGUGAAGGGAGCUGCCGAGCUUGUACUUCGGUCUUCCACAGGACUGGUCUUGGCACCGAAGGCUGAGCCAAGUGCAGACACGAUUGAAAAAGCACGCAUGCGAGAGGAAGAUCGCCAGGUAAUCUCCGACACGAUUGCCAUGUUCGCUGAAACGGGCCUGCGCACCAUAGCCGUGGCCUAUCGGGAUUUCCACCUCUGGCCUCCUGCAAAACACAACGGCCUGGAAGACAACGCGAAGGGCUUCGAAACGGUUGUCAAUGAUCUGACAUGGAUUGGGGUAUUUGGCAUUCAGGACCCGCUAAGGCCGGAAGUUGCAGAAGCAAUUCGAACAUGUCGUGCAGCUGGAAUCCAGGUGAAGAUGGUUACUGGUGACAAUGUUGGCACCGCUCGAGCAAUCGCCACGUCAUGCGGCAUAACAUCUGAAGACGGGGUGAUCAUGGAAGGAUCUGUCUUUCGGAAACUGGGAGAUGGCGAAUUAGACAACGUCCUUCCACGGCUCCAGGUCCUGGCGCGCUCAUCUCCAGAGGACAAACGGGUUCUGGUUGAGCGUCUACGACAUCUUGGAGAAAUUGUGGCUGUCACUGGCGAUGGGACCAAUGAUGGACCAGCUCUGAAAUCGGCGGACGUGGGUUUCUCGAUGGGAAUGAGUGGUACCGACGUGGCCAGAGAAGCCAGCUCGAUAGUCCUUCUCGACGACAACUUCAAGUCAAUUGUUACUGCGAUUGCCUGGGGACGUUCGGUUAACGAUGCUGUCGCCAAGUUCCUGCAGUUCCAGAUCACCGUGAAUAUCACCGCUGUCUUGAUCACGGUAGUGACAGCCAUUUACAGUGAUGAGAAUGAAAGCGUUUUCAAGGCGAUUCAGUUGCUAUGGCUGAAUUUAAUUAUGGAUACUUUUGCUGCAUUAGCUUUAGCAACGGAUCCGCCUACAGCGGGCAUCUUAAAUCGUCCCCCGACCCCUAGGAAUGCUCCGCUGUUCACUACCACAAUGUGGAAGAUGAUACUGGGUCAAUCCAUAUACAAGCUCGGGCUCUGCUUCACCCUCUAUUUUGCAGGAGGUAGGAUCCUUGACCUGAAUACCGAAGACUACACGGAACGGCUCCAACUCGACACCAUUAUCUUCAACACUUUUGUCUGGAUGCAAAUAUUCAACGAACUCAACUGCCGCCGCCUCGACAACAAGUUCAACAUCUUCGAGGGGAUACAGAGGAACUACUGGUUCUUUGCGAUUAAUGCCGUGAUGGUGGGAGGCCAGAUCCUGAUCAUAUUCGUCGGAGGGGCUGCCUUUCAUGUCACUAGACUUGAUGGGCCACAGUGGGCAAUAUGCAUAAUAUGUGGAUUCAUUUGUAUCCCUUGGGCUGGGAUCUUAAAGUUCAUUCCCGACAGGUUUGUUGGCAGCCUUCUAGGCGCGGCCGCGAAGGCAACUAAAGCACUUGUUUUGCCGGUAAAAAUGGCAUACUCUUUUGCCUGGCGAGUUAUCAUCCGUCGCCCUGGAUUUUUCCGGAUCACCUCUGGUUCAGGAGCCCAAACACGCGGUAGUGCUUAG
Molecule: messenger RNA, 3312 nt
Organism: Aspergillus terreus NIH2624
Lineage: Eukaryota; Fungi; Ascomycota; Eurotiomycetes; Eurotiales; Aspergillaceae
Gene: pmcC
Product: putative calcium transporting ATPase (Pmc1)
Exons: 7
Coding region: 1-3312 (1103 amino acids)
Biological process (GO): intracellular calcium ion homeostasis; calcium ion transmembrane transport
Cellular component (GO): membrane; intracellular membrane-bounded organelle
Molecular function (GO): P-type calcium transporter activity; ATP binding; ATP hydrolysis activity
Source: RefSeq, a predicted model, not a curated record